AUGACGGUUAAAGGGUCAAAUGGGACUUUGCUCAGUCCAUCGGAGCAGACUCCAUUACUGCGCGAGGACCCCGCCAGCAUUGGAGCGGGCGAUCGUCAGGAACCGGUGGCCGACGAGCCCAGCACUCGCGAAUUGAUCGUGAUUCUGGGCAGUAUCUGGGUGGGAGUCUUCCUCGCAGCUCUUGAUACGACGAUCGUUGCGACGCUCUCGGGCCCCAUUUCCUCCUCCUUCAACUCGUUCUCACUGCUCUCAUGGCUAGCGACCUCCUAUCUUAUUUCAAACGCUGCUUGUCAACCUCUGAGCGGCCGUUUGACCGAUAUCUAUUCGCGCCGCUGGGGGCUGGUCGUUUCCAAUGUCUUCUUCGCUCUUGGAAACCUGAUCUGUGGCCUGGCAAACGCACAAUGGUCGAUUAUUCUUGGCCGUGUCGUCGCAGGUAUGGGAGGCGGUGGCCUGCUGGUCAUUUCAACCUUUGUCACCUCUGACUUGGCGGAUUGGGGGGGUGUCUUCGGGGGCUGGAUCAAUGAUACACUGGGUUGGCGCUGGGCCUUUUUGCUUCAGGUCCCUUUCCUGGUUGUUUCGGGCAUUUUGGUCGCGUGGAAAGUGAACAUUCCCGUCAAGAAUUCGGAUAAAUCUCGGAUCAAACGUGUCGACUUCCUGGGCGCCAUCACGCUUGUUCUGACGAUGGUGACUCUACUUCUGGGGCUGAAUACCGGAGGCAACCAAUUGCCCUGGACGCACCCGUUGGUUCUCAUGUCUUUCCCAUUCUCCGCGAUAUUCCUCGGCCUUUUCAUUUAUAUUGAGGCGCGAGUCGCGGCUGAGCCCAUCAUCCCCAUUAGAUUACUGCUCGACCGGACGGUCGCGUCGGCCUGUCUGACAAACUGGUUCACUACGAUGGCAGUCUUUGGUUUACUCUUUUACCUGCCUCUCUACUUCCAGGUGCAAGGUAUGUCAGCUACGGCGGCCGGGGUGCGCUUAAUCCCCCAGGCGAUCGGUACUUCCAUUGGAUCUCUUGCAUGUGGCUUCAUCAUGCGUGCCAAGGGACGGUAUAUGAUCCUGAAUUAUUUGGCCAUGGCCCUAUUGGUGGCUUCAGGUGGGCUGAUCUGCACUUUGACAUUGACCACGCCUGCAUGGGUACCGUUUGUCUAUUUCUUCAUGAUGGGGACGGCGUAUGGCAGUAUUCUGACCAUCACUCUGGUGGCGCUGAUCUCUGCCGUGGACCACGAGCACCAUGCAGUGGUGACCUCCGCAUCGUACGCUUUCCGCAGUACCGGAAGCACGAUCGGCAUCACGAUUGCCUCGGCUGUGUUCCAGAACACGCUGAAGGCUGGGCUGUGGUCCCGCUUUGGAGGCCUCAAGCACGCAGCAGAGCGAAUCGCCCGACUUCGCGACAGCCUAGAUGAGAUCCGUAAGCUUCCUGCCGAUUGGAUUCCGAGGGCCCUCGACAUCUACAUGAUUUCUCUACGUAGUGUCUUUCUAGCUCUGCUUGGCCUGACGGUCUUGGGGGCAUUGGCUAGCCUCGCGAUGCGCGAGCACAAGCUGCAUAAUAACCUUUCUCGUCGUUGA
Penicillium waksmanii is the source of this 1563-nucleotide messenger RNA. RefSeq lists its product as uncharacterized. Gene Ontology annotation, biological process: basic amino acid transport; transmembrane transport. The record is from RefSeq and is a predicted model, not a curated record. Gene Ontology annotation, molecular function: basic amino acid transmembrane transporter activity. The coding region runs from base 1 to 1563 and encodes 520 amino acids. The transcript has 3 exons. Lineage: Eukaryota; Fungi; Ascomycota; Eurotiomycetes; Eurotiales; Aspergillaceae. Gene Ontology annotation, cellular component: fungal-type vacuole membrane.